Solea senegalensis (Senegalese sole) is the source of this 1915-nucleotide messenger RNA. Its product is annotated as odorant receptor 131-2-like. The transcript is spliced from 2 exons. NCBI's taxonomy places the organism in Eukaryota, Metazoa, Chordata, Actinopteri, Pleuronectiformes, Soleidae. The record is from RefSeq and is a predicted model, not a curated record. The coding region runs from base 694 to 1734 and encodes 346 amino acids. Gene Ontology annotation, cellular component: membrane. Gene Ontology annotation, molecular function: G protein-coupled receptor activity. Gene Ontology annotation, biological process: G protein-coupled receptor signaling pathway.
GUGUUGCCAACUUUGCCGCCCCCCCAUCUCGUACGACAUGUGACAAAAAUAUUUGACCACUUAAACUCCUCAACUUGUCCUCAGUGACCUCACCAAGUUUGAAGAUGAUCACACGAAAGCUAUUGGACAAGUUUGUUCAAAUACCAUUGGUGCAACAUGGCCGAAAUCAACCCGGAUUUGGCAUGCAAUCCAAGAUGGCGGCCUUCCUGUAGGAUUCACAGAAAAGUCACCAUCGACUUUUCUGAUCGUCACAACCUAAUAAACAUGUGUACCAAAUUUUGUUCACAUAUGUUAAACCUGACAUCAGAUGACCUAAUGGAAGUUUUUUUCUUUCAGUUUCCAAUUUUUGACUGACAUUCCUCAAAUCACUUUCAGAUGUCAAUUUGUUACGAAAUUUCUUUCAGUUUCAAUAGGGUUCUACGCAGCUUGUGCAAGAAUAACAACAAUAACAGGCACAAUGUGAAUCUUUUCUAGUCGGUCUUGUUAUCAGGGAAAAUAGACUUGUGCUGUACAUGUUAUCACUAAAUUCAUUUGUACUUUUAUUGAGAUUAGGAUUUAGCAAGUAUAUAUUAAAGUCUUGACAAAUAAGUCACCUCUGUAUGGAUACAAAGACCAAGUCAUCAAAUUAUAAAAUGUAUUUGUAUGAUUAAAAUGAUCUGUCUUAUUCAUGAUGCAUAAGAAAAUGCUGUUCUCAUGCUGUUCUUGUUUGUCUUUACUGUAACUAUUAGGGGCCUCUGGUGUGACGGUGUGACGAAGCCGCUCAACAGACUCAUGAACUUUUCAAAUGCGGGCAGAAAUGCAACGACGGUCGUCGUCCGGGACAAUUUACAGGCGGCCAUCAUCAAGAACGUGAUCACUGUGGUUCUCUGCAUCUCCAUCAACUACAUCAAUGGCACCCUGGUGCACACGUUCGCAAAACACCAGGUUUUCAACAUGAACCCUCGCUACAUCCUGUACAUCCAUAUGGUGAUCAACGAUAUCAUCCUCCUGACCAUGUUCACCCUCCUUCAUGUGCUGAGUUACAUCGUGUUCACUCUCAAUGUCUCCUUCUGUACAGUUCUGUUGCUUAUAAGUGUAUAUACAACCACCAACAAUCCUCUGACGCUCGCCGUCAUGGCAUUAGAGUGUUACGUCGCCAUAUGCUUCCCGCUCCGACACUCUAGGAUCUGUACAGUCAAGAAAACGUACGCUGUGAUCGGACUGAUAUGGAUGCUGAGUUCAUUCGUAAUCUUGCCAGACUUAUUUGUCACACUGGCCACAGAAACCACGGAAUAUUUUAAUUCUAGAAUUUUCUGUUUUUUAACAAACCUUUUCAGACAUCCUUAUAUUAGAGGGAAGAGAGACAUCGUCAACCAAGUAUUUAUGGUCAGUGUUUGGAUCGUUCUAUUCUACACAUAUUUCAGGAUCCUCACCACUGCAAAGGCAGCUGCUACAGACGCCAAGAAGGCGAGGAACACUGUCCUCCUCCACGGCUUCCAGCUGCUGCUGUGUAUGCUCACCUAUGUGCAUUUUUUAACCAUUGAAGGCCUGACAUCCUUGUUCCCAAAAGCAGGUCUGGCCAUUCGCUUUGCCGUCUCAAUAUUUAUUCACGUUCUUCCACGACUCAUCAGUCCGGUGGUUUACGGGCUGCGAGACAAGACUUUCAGAAAGUACCUGAAAAAUCUGUUACAUUCAACAUGUGCUGACACUAAAGAACACAAAAGACAGAAAAUAAAUCCAAAAAGGACUUUGUGAAGUUAUGUUGUAGUUGCUCCUGCUAUGCUAGCACAUGUAUUUUGAAAAUAGAAAACAAUAUGAUAUAAAUACAGGUGGAGACAUUGUGACGGUGAUUACAGUGCUUUUGUCCCGGUGUUUAGCUUCAAGUACAACUGCUUUUUUUUGUCUUUGAACAAAUAAAAGGAAGGAAUCAAUUUUA